This is a messenger RNA of Coregonus clupeaformis (lake whitefish), 4544 nucleotides long. RefSeq names its product solute carrier family 35 member E1-like. The coding region runs from base 867 to 2012 and encodes 381 amino acids. The record is from RefSeq and is a predicted model, not a curated record. NCBI's taxonomy places the organism in Eukaryota, Metazoa, Chordata, Actinopteri, Salmoniformes, Salmonidae. The transcript is spliced from 6 exons. Gene Ontology annotation, molecular function: antiporter activity. Gene Ontology annotation, cellular component: Golgi apparatus.
UAAACUCUUUAUGUGCCAAAUAAUUAUUCUGAAAUAUGUUAAAUAGAAAAAUGGAUUUCCCUUAACAGUCAAUGUGAAUAGAUUCCAGUAUUCAGCAACUAACUACGACAACACAAUCGAAUGAAUUGAAAGAAGUUAAACAAGUUCAUAAUUCUUUCAGUCGCCAGGUACACAGCUAUUGAUCUACAAAAUAUGAUAAAACGUGAAAGAGUUUAAUGGCGCAUGGUAAAUAUGUCUAUGAGCCGUAUAGUUUAAAUAUUUAAAUUAUGAGGGACCUCUGCUGUAAAGGGGGGAGUGACGCAAUCAGCAAAUGCCGUGUUCACAUGCUAGUUGGAACUAGGAAACUCCGACUUGCUAUCUGGUUGUAGUUAUACACGUGCUGCGUUCAAAAAGAUAGCAAGUCGGACAUUUCAGAGUUUCCUAGUUCCGACUAGCACGUGAAAACGGCAUAUAUUCUUAGUGUUGUACGUAGCAGAGCCAUAUAUAUGACUCUGGUACGUAGUAGCUGCAGAGACGGAAGAGGAAGCGAGAUAUCGCAUUCGCUGUUUCAAUGAAAGUCAUGUAGACCAGUCCCAGUUGCUAUUGCAUCGGUGUCUAUGGGAGACACACCCAGUUAAGUAGACCGGAACUUAAUUUUUUUGUCCAAUGGUAAACGGCCUGAGUGAACUGUCUUCAUUUAUCCACCAUCUUUGGUAGCUGCUCCACGUCUCACUGCUGGCCUUGCUACACUGCCGCCGGUGACUCCGAACUGGAAGAUAAAUAAACGGCCUGAGUGAACUGUCUUCAUUUAUCCACCAUCUUUGGUAGCUGCUCCACGUCUCACUGCUGGCCUUGCGACACUGCCGCCGGUGACUCCGAACUGGAAGAUGGCUGCGGUGGAACGUCCCCCAGUCAAGGAAGGGGUCCGGAUAGCUUUACUCUGUUUCUGUUGGUACACUGUUAGUUCGGGAGGCAACGUCGUUAACAAAAUUAUUCUAAAUGGAUUCCCUUAUCCUGUCACCGUUUCGCUCUUUCAUAUACUCUCAAUCGUCGUCUUCCUUCCUACGUUGUUGAAGGCAUGGGGAGUCCCCAAAACAGAAGUACCAACUAGAUACUACAAAUGGUAUAUUCUCCCUUUAGCUUUUGGGAAAUACUUCGCUUCUGUGUCGGCCCACUUCAGUAUAUGGAAGGUACCUGUUUCCUACGCACACACUGUCAAAGCCACAAUGCCAAUAUGGGUUGUGUUGUUAUCAAGGAUUAUCAUGAAGGAGAAGCAAACAACAAAAGUGUACGUAGCUCUCAUCCCCAUCAUCGGAGGAGUGCUUCUGGCCACAAUGACAGAGAUGUCCUUUGAUGUGUCUGGGUUAGUCAGUGCCCUGGCCGCCACACUCUGCUUCUCUCUGCAAAAUAUAUUUUCCAAAAAGGUGCUGCGGGACACGAGGAUCCACCACCUGAGACUUCUCAACAUACUGGGCUUCAAUGCAGUUUUCUUCAUGGUGCCUACGUGGGUUCUGGUGGACCUCUCCUCAUUCUUGGUUGAGGGGGAUUUUACAGGCAUGUCUGAAUGGACCGGCACCUUCCUUUUACUCCUCGUCAGUGGCUUUUGUAACUUUGCCCAGAACGUCAUCGCUUUCAGCGUCCUCAACCUGGUCAGCCCGCUGAGCUACGCUGUGGCAAACGCCACCAAGAGGAUCAUGGUCAUCAGCAUAUCGCUCCUGAUGCUGCGCAACCCAGUUAGCUCCACCAACAUCAUGGGCAUGAUGACGGCCAUUGUGGGCGUCUUCCUGUACAACAAGGCGAAAUAUGAUUCCAAUAAGGAAGCUAAGAAGAAGCUGCUGCCUUCCUCCAAGCAGGACACGAUGUCCUUCGACAAUUUGGGACUGGACAAGACGCAGCCCAAUGGUUCAGUGCCUUUCUCCCAAGGUUCAGACAUUCAGUAUGGUCGAAGCAAUGUGCUGACCGACCACUUCCAGUACAGCCGGCAGGCCUACACAAUGAACUACGGCGCCUCCAACCACCAGUAUGUGGUUUAGGCUGGUGGAUGCCUCCAUGGACAUAUUGUAUUUGUUUCCCGCAGUGUUCUUAAACCACCUCCAACAGAAAGGAAGGCACGUGCUGUCGUAUUGGCGGGAGAGGGAAGUAUCAAUCGUGAGUUGGCCAGCGUUUUGUCCCAAACAUUUUCUCUAACAUGUUUUCUUCACCUCUGCGUGUUUGAUUUAUUUUGAUAUGAACACUUAAAGAUAGUUCAGUCAAAAUCAAAGUUUGUCAGAUGUUUUCAAACCUUAAAAGCCAUCUGACGUCGAGAUGAGCCCAUGUCAACUAUUGUAGAUCAAGCUGUAUGUCUCAAUCAUAAAUUAAUGAGAAAGAUUGGCACCAUCUAAUUUCAUAAUUUUUAAUGGUGUCAAUAUUUCCAGUUGAGGUGUACCAUUGGAUCUACACAAGAUGGCUUGGAACAUGGACUCCUCUGGCAUGUUGAUUUUGGAGUGAAGUUAAAUAUGCAGUCCAGGAUCUGAAGCACAUAUUAUAUGAAUUGAGAACGUUUUUUUGCUGGACGGAACUUAUCAUACGAAAUAGUUGACAUGGUGCACAAUUUCCGAGGACGCAUUUUGGCUCGUGAUCACUACUUUCAAAACUACUGGCUGAAAUUAUACAAAAGGUCUGGAGCAUCACUUUAACUAUCUGUUUUUUGUUUGAGGUUUGCUUGCUGAGGAAGGGAUGUUGCUGUAUUCUUUUUACUGUGGAAGCUUGCUAAUGUGGUAAUAAUUGUUACUGUAGCCACAAUGACGUAGGUUCAAAUAAAUCGAAUAUAACUUUUACUUUAUAUCAAAGACCAUGAAAUGUUUUGCAUAAAUUACCAUGACCAUAAUGCUUUGUGAAUCAGGCUUGCCCUCAGUUAUAUUGACCCCACUUUUAUUAUAGAAGACCUGAGAAUUUUACACUGUUUUGUGUUUUUUUGUGGAGAUUGGCAACAUUUGGUCCUAUACAUGUAAAAACGUUUGCCCAGAAGACAUUUUCUCAUUGGUCUUUAACUAGUGAUUGAGGCAUGGCAUGAAAAUGUAUGUAAACGAUCGUAGUUACAGAUAAAUUGAGAAUCAUUCAUUCUGUGGUUCCAUAUUUACAUUUUAGUAAUUUAAUCAAUUCAUAUCUGAUCUGGUAAUAGCUUUGUGAUAUGGGGUUACAUGGUCAAGUAACUGAAAUGCACCUAGUUUUAUGUGGCAGACCUACUUGGAUCACGUAUGUUAGCUCUAACUGUAUUUAUAGCAUGUUCAGUGACUAACGUAUAUUUGACAGCAACAAACUACAUGUUAAGAUUUAGAAACAGCAUUUUUGCUGUUUACCAUAAAUACAAAUAAUAGUAUUUAUUUGAAUAUCUUCUCCUACGGUAUGUGCUGAAUAGCACGUAGUUCUGGUUGGCUGCACAGAGACGAUCCAUGUGGAUUUACACAUUUGUGGAACUGUGUAUGGAUGAGCUUGUGUGGAAUUCUCAGGUAGUUCCAAGCAUAUUUCAUUUAGUGAAACUCCCAUAUCAUUUAGUUCAGUAGGUUUGGUCUGUUUUACGUAAUGAAAUUCAUACUGGUGUGGUGAUUAGGCAAUGGGGAUUUUAGUACAUUUAUGUCUGUUAUCUACAUGUCCUCAUUAAUUAGAGUUUUGAAUUUACAUAUCAUCUAUUGGAUAGUGUUACAAAGUAAACAAUAAUUUGUAGAAAUCCAAUGACAGUGGAUAACUUGAAUAUUAGGGUUUGAUUUCACCUUGGCUUAUAAAGUAAGCCAAUGUUUAUUUGUGGAUGGAAGAUCAAAUGUUGGAGCUGCGAUGGAUUCUACUAAAUCCCAUUUGUCACCUUUAACAUAAGAUGUUAUGAAGAGCUGUGCGUGGUAAACUUUGAGCCCAUUGUUGUAUUAUUUUCCAACUUAUUUUUUUACUGUGCUGACAUUCUGUUAAACUGUCAAGGUUUCCUCUUAAAUCUAUGGUUGAGUUUGUCACUUCCUGAUGCGAGGUGCCAAAUGAAAGGAGCUACGUGGCUCAAGUCAACGUUUAUUGGUCGCUUACACCCUUUUCACAGGUGCAGCGAAAUGCUUAUGUUUCUGGCUCCAACAGUGCAGCAAUAUCUAGCAAUACAAUAACAAUACACACAAAAAGAAGGAUUUUGACUCGUCUUAAAAUACUUGUUUGACGCAGUAGCACGGAGUGAUGGAAUCUGAUGUGCAUUAUGUAUGUUUAAUGUAAAGCCUAAUAUUUGUCUGUACAGUAAGCUAAAUAACAUUUUGAACAUGAGAUUUAGAGAAACUAUUUUAGUUAAAUCUGGGAGGGCAUUUGAGGUUAUGACGUUAUUUACUGGAAUGUACAUUUGGAUGUGUGGGGGUUUGCUUUGUAAAAGUUGUAUAAAUUCACAUUUUCCUGUUUUAAAGGAUCUUGAAAAACAAUUUUUACUGAACCAAUGUUUAUAGAUUUUUAUGGUGUCUAGGUACAGAAAAGUGUACAUAAGUGCAACCGUGCACAGUCUUGUCUGCUUACGUUUAGUAAAUACUAUUUUAAAUGUCAAAAAAAUAAAUGCAUUGUGAAAUGAA